Messenger RNA from Didymosphaeria variabile, 519 nucleotides. RefSeq lists its product as uncharacterized. Lineage: Eukaryota; Fungi; Ascomycota; Dothideomycetes; Pleosporales; Didymosphaeriaceae. The transcript has 2 exons. The record is from RefSeq and is a predicted model, not a curated record. The coding region runs from base 1 to 519 and encodes 172 amino acids. Gene Ontology annotation, biological process: maturation of SSU-rRNA from tricistronic rRNA transcript (SSU-rRNA, 5.8S rRNA, LSU-rRNA). Gene Ontology annotation, cellular component: 90S preribosome; preribosome, small subunit precursor; nucleolus.
AUGGCUCCCAUCUCAGGCAAAAAGCGCACUUCCGCACGCGCAAAAUCGUCGCGCGCAGCCCGCCCGCAGGUCACUCUCCCCACACCGACCGGCGAUGCGCUCUUCUCUUCGUCCAAGAAAGACAAACAUGCCAGCAAGCACUCUGCAUUCGUUAGCAAGAUUGAAAAGUCGUCGAAGAUCCAGAAGCGGCGGCGACCGAACAAGAAGCUGGUCACAAACCUCGAGUCUCUCGCGGAUGCUUUGUCUGGUUUGGAAGAUGGCGAUGGAAGCGGCGAGGUUGUCGUUGGGCAAGCGAAGAUACAAAAGAAGAGCCUGAAGAGCAGACCUGGAGCUAUGAAGAAGAAGGAGAAACUGGAAAAGCUGGAGAAAGAGAGGUUCAACAUGAAUUUGGCACAGAUGGCGACGACUUCAGCAGCGAGCAGUGCUACGGGGAGCAACCCUUCAGCUGAUCGAUGGGCAGCAUUGAAAAACCACGUGAAAAAUACCGCAGAGAUCAAGUCGGAAUUUCUGCAAAGGUGA